Cuscuta epithymum is the source of this 1659-nucleotide messenger RNA. NCBI's taxonomy places the organism in Eukaryota, Viridiplantae, Streptophyta, Magnoliopsida, Solanales, Convolvulaceae. The record is from the annotation of a GenBank genome assembly.
UGUUAGAUUAGAUUAGAUUAGAUUAGAUUAGAUUCUAAUCUAAUAUGAUAAAAAUGCGUCUCUCUUAGAAUUUGAUUUGAUUAAUUUACUUCGCUGUAAACUACCAGUGCUUGUAAUUUGUUCCGUCAAUUCACAAACUUCCCCUCUUUCCCCAUUAUGCUUCCUCGUUUUGAGUAAUCGAUUUUCACAGUCGUCGCUCCCCAUGGCACUUCCUCUCGGCAAGGUCGCAUUCCUCUUCGGAACCGGCGUUGUGGUGUCAGCACUUGCUAAAGAAUCAAGUGCAGGUGAUUAUCUCUCAGGUGCCUUCAAGAUUUUGUGGAGACAACUCAAGCAAGAUAAUUCAAAAAAUUCAAAUCCUAAGCCUCGUAGUGAUGCUUUGUUGCAGCAGGUCAAUAGCUUGCGAGAGGAGCUUCAGCUCUUGGCAUCUAAUAAUAGAUCUAUAACCAUUGUUACUCCAGGUGGUUCAGGCUCAAGUGGUAGAUAUGGCUUGAUCAUUGUUGUUGUGGUGGUUGGAUAUGGAUAUAUUUGGUGGAAGGGCUGGAAGCUUCCUGAUUGGAUGUUUGCAACCCGGCGUGGUUUAAAUGAUGCCUGCUCUUCUGUGGCCAAACAGCUUGAGGGGGUUUACACUUCAAUUUCGGAAACAAAAAAACAUUUAUCUUCUCGAAUCAACCGUCUUGAUUCCAAAGUAGAUGACUGUGCUGACAAUACAGCUGCGAUUAGAGAGGAGGUUUCUGAAUUUAGAGGGGAGGUGAGAACACUUGGUAAUGAUCUUGAAUCAGUUACCUUUGUUGUCCAAAAUCUGGAGACCAAAAUUAGUAGAAUAGAAGGGAGACAGAGGGAGACAAACUUUGGCCUGGGAAAGUUGAUUGCGUAUUCAAGAAAUUUAGAAAAAAGUAAAGGCGUGGAGCAGAUUGAGGCAUCUGCGUCAAGAUCAAUCAAUACUGCUCUUGAAUUUCCAGCAGCAACUCCAACCCUUCUUGUUGAGUCCUCUUCCUUUUCAACUGUUGAACCACCAUCUCCAUUUUCUUCCAAUGGAUAUGAGAAACGCUCCCUGCAUAGAGGUCUGUCCACUGGUGCAAAGAUUCGCCACGGGAUAUCAGAUGUGGUAGGAUUGAUCGGUGGAGUCAGUGCUCACAUCCAAAACACACAUUCAACAACAGAAGGGGCAAACCCUCAAAAUUCAAAUUCAACUUUUGGUUUGUCUGGACGCACACUAUCUGCCAAUGCUGCAAUUCUUACAAGAAGCCGAGGGGCAGUUCAGACUUUCAAUUUUUGAUCGAAGCUGAUUUUUACUGAGCCGGAGCUUGCAUGCAGGGCUGCAAAGCAUGUUAUAGUGUUAAUUUAGAGUUCAAGUUAAGUAUAUGUUUUGCGUCAACUCGAGUAGAUAUGAUAAAGCAGAAAAGGCAGACCUAAGGUUGAAUUAGAGGUUUACCAACCUGUUCUUUAGAAAGCAUCCUUGGUAGUUCACUAGUUUGGUACAUUGUAUUAUUGAACAGGGCGUUUUUAUUUACAGGUUUAGAACCUUCAACUGGGUUUUAUUUGGCAAUGGCAACCCCGGAAUAUUCUCCACCCAUUUCAAAGUUGGGGUGUAGAUUGAUUGUUAUCUUGGAUUAUUAUUACUCCCAAAAUUAAAUAAUAUGGAAUCUAGUUCAUAUAAAC